AUGGAAAUCUUAGAAGAGCUACUUAAUCGUGUCGAAAACCUCAACCAUGCUAUAUAUAUGGAAUACCAUAGGAAAGUAGUUGGCUUAAAAUAUUUACCUUGUGCCCUCAUGGAAGAACGUUUACUCAAAAGACGUGCCUGUGAUAAUGGCAAUCUGGACACUUUCUACGGUCUUCAUAAAUAUAAAACGAUUUUAUAUAGUUUGUUUCUACUUGUACAUGCUUAUUAG
This is a messenger RNA of Rhizophagus irregularis DAOM 181602=DAOM 197198, 228 nucleotides long. RefSeq lists its product as uncharacterized. NCBI's taxonomy places the organism in Eukaryota, Fungi, Glomeromycota, Glomeromycetes, Glomerales, Glomeraceae. The record is from RefSeq and is a predicted model, not a curated record.